CAAAGCUCCAACCAUGGCGGCCGCUGCUGCAGCAACUGUUGGAGCACGGCGUGGCAGGGCGCGAGGACAAGUCAUUCUGGUGGAAGCCGAGCUACAAAGGAAAGCGGCGGAGAACCAGAUGAAGAGACAACAGAAUGAAUUGGCGCAGUCAAUUCUGGAGAAGUACGAUGCUGACCACAACGGCAUUUUGAGUCCCACAGAACUCAAGAAGAUGCUGGCCGACUACUCCAAGCAUCGCUUCGACGAAGAAGUUCAACCUACCGAAGAGGACCUGGUUUUUCUUUUCCGUCUUUUUGACAAGAGAGGAGGCAAAGAUGGAAAAAGAGAUGGAAACAUCGACCGUAGCGAGCUCAUGAGUCUUCUCAGAGCGUGGGGAGAUUUCAUGAAGCAAAAGGAGGUAGUCCAAGGGUUGGUAAAAACUUUUGACAAAGACGAGAACAACGCCAUCGACAUGGACGAACUGCAGGAUCUCCUGGAAGCGACCCACAAGGGCCCCGUGAAACGAGAGGUGACGGAGUGGGUCAUGCGUGAGUCCGACCUCAGCGGCAACGGCCUCUUGAAUGACCUGGAGCUGGCGCGCGCCUUGCUGGCCUUUGAGCUGCUCUGCAAGGGUGAGCCGCACAUCCGAAAGGAUCUGUCCGAAGGCGUUGUGGUGGACAAGGACCUGGAGCCUCCGAAGAAGAAGACAACAAUCUGUGCGGUGCAGUAAGCCGUUGCUUGAUCCUCACAUGGC
This is a messenger RNA of Cladocopium goreaui, 733 nucleotides long. The record is from the annotation of a GenBank genome assembly. Lineage: Eukaryota; Dinophyceae; Suessiales; Symbiodiniaceae.